Messenger RNA from Komagataella phaffii GS115, 1083 nucleotides. Its product is annotated as Conserved nuclear regulatory subunit of Glc7p type 1 protein serine-threonine phosphatase (PP1). Gene Ontology annotation, molecular function: protein binding. The coding region runs from base 1 to 1083 and encodes 360 amino acids. The record is from RefSeq and is a predicted model, not a curated record. NCBI's taxonomy places the organism in Eukaryota, Fungi, Ascomycota, Pichiomycetes, Pichiales, Pichiaceae. The transcript has a single exon.
AUGUCGAAAGAAGAAGAGAAGGCUGCAUUGAAUUCUAGUGAUAACAAUUCCAUCUACGAAACAGAUCCUGAAGAUGUUCAGGCUCCAGGAAAUCCAAUAAGUACAUUGGACACCGCAACAGGAUUCAGCCUUAUUGAUGAUACCAAUCCGCAGGAGAUUGCUGCCGAUGAAGACUUGGCCGAUGAGUUGGCAUCUGACUUGGAGUACUUAGACCUGGUCCACUUGAAAGUGAAAUCCCUAGAAAAUUUGAACCUAGAUAGAUUUGCCCAAUUGACUGGGAUAUGUCUGCGUCAGAACUUGGUUGACUCUCUGGUCCCACUGAAGGCAAUUUCUAAAAAGGAUCAGGUGACCGAACUGGAUUUCUACGACAAUAGAAUCAACCAUAUCAGUAAACACGUUAACGAAUUUGAGAAUCUAGAAGUGUUGGAUCUGUCGUUCAAUAAGAUCAAGAAUAUCAAGAAUGUGGAUCGGCUAUCUAAGUUGAAGAAGCUGUAUCUCGUCCAAAACAAGGUGCAUGAGAUAAAGAAUAUAUCCAAUCUCAAAUCGUUGGAAACCUUGGAGCUCGGAGGUAAUAAACUCACAGAGAUUGGGGAAGAACUUUUAAAUCUGUCUUCAAUUACAGACCUAUGGUUGGGUAAAAAUUACAUUCAGAGAUUGCAGAAUCUAGAUAGUUUGAAAAACUUGGAAAUUUUAUCCAUCCAAUCAAACAGGCUCACAAAGAUCGAAGGGCUGGAAGAGCUGGUUAACCUCAGAGAGUUGUAUCUGGCUGAUAACGGUAUCUCCAAAAUUGAGAACCUAGACAAGAAUACGAAGUUGGAAGUUUUGGAUUUGACUUCAAAUAAAAUUGAGCAUCUGGAGAACAUGUCGCAUUUAACCAGCUUGACAGAUCUAUGGUUUUCUUACAAUAAGAUUUCCUCAUUUGCCGAAGUGGAGAAGGAGUUAUCCAAGCUCCCCCAGUUGGACACUGUUUAUUUUGAGCAUAAUCCAAUUCAGACCGAGAACCCUACAUCCUACAGACGAAAACUAAAGUUGAUAUUGGGAAGCAGUUUGCAGAAAAUUGACGCUACAUAUAUUAGAUCUUGA